Molecule: messenger RNA, 4230 nt
Organism: Pocillopora damicornis (cauliflower coral)
Lineage: Eukaryota; Metazoa; Cnidaria; Anthozoa; Scleractinia; Pocilloporidae
Product: peptidyl-glycine alpha-amidating monooxygenase B
Biological process (GO): peptide metabolic process
Cellular component (GO): membrane; extracellular region
Molecular function (GO): oxidoreductase activity, acting on paired donors, with incorporation or reduction of molecular oxygen, reduced ascorbate as one donor, and incorporation of one atom of oxygen; protein binding; copper ion binding
Source: RefSeq, a predicted model, not a curated record
GCAUAACUUAGCUCAAAGUGAGGGAAUCGAUCUGUGGUCUUUCUCAGUCAGAUACGUCAUGAUAUGUUAACGUAAUUUUGUUCACCUUCAUUACUUGAUAUAUGGUGUCAUUGAUUCAGAAAGGUUUUCGUCAUGGCUUGCUUUCACAAGAGUAAGAUCUUGGCCAUUUUGUAUUCUGUGGUGUGCCUAAACGAAGUGUUGUGCAGCAAUGAAGUAAAAACUGUGUCCGAAGGUUCCGUCAAGUAUGAAGGAACUAUAAAUAUUAAGAUGCCAGGCACUCGUCCACUAAAGAAAGAUACAUAUCUUUGUACGGCUUUACAGCUGCCACCUUUGAAGCAGUAUAUAGUUCGAUUAGAACCAAAUGCAACUCAGCAGACAGCACAUCACAUGUUGCUGUAUGGUUGUAGGUCACCAGGAGCCCAACUUUCUAGCUGGAAUUGUCAAAGGGGACCCUGUAAUGGUGAACAGAACAUUCUUUAUGCUUGGGCAAAGGAUGCACCCUCUAGAAACUUACCCAAAGAUGUUGGAAUUGGUGUUGGAGGAGAUUCAGGAAUCAAAUAUCUUGUGUUACAAGUGCACUAUGCAUCUGCAACUCCUUUCAAAGGGGGAGCCAAAGACUUCUCUGGAUUUACUCUUCACACCAGUCAACACCAACUUCCGUAUGAAGCUGGAAUAUAUCUUCUUUGGGCAGGCAGGGGCUCCAUUCCUCCAGAAACAUCAGGCAUGCAUGUUGAUGUGGGUUGUACAUACAAUGAACCUGAGCCGAUGUUUGCUUUUGCAUUUCGCACUCAUGCUCACAAACUUGCAAAAGUGAUAACUGGUUACAGGAUUCGCAAUGGUGUAUGGACUUUGCUAGGAAAGGGAAACCCUCAGGCUCCACAGGCCUUCUAUCCAAUGGAAUCAACAAUUGAGAUUAAAGAGGGAGAUAUGUUGGCGGCUCGUUGCACAUAUGAUUCGAAAGGACAUGACAUACAAAGAGUCAUUCACAUGGGGCCAUCCGGCGAUGAUGAGAUGUGCAAUUUUUAUAUUAUGUACUACAGCAGCGCAGGUCGUUUGAAGUAUUCUGGUGGAGACUGUGGGCAGCAAAACCAUCCAAAUGUUUUUAAGAAUUUCCCUCCCGACUCUGAUACACCUUUAACAGGUUCAAAAGAUUUGAAGGAUCGAGAAAGUAGUGUCCCCAUGAUUAGCACUUCAGCAGAGCGCAACACAACAGAGCAGACACCCGAAAAAGAAACCGCUUUGGUGCCUGUCUCUCUCAAAGUAUCAACUGAUUCACCAACUCAUGGAAAAAGUCAAGGAUUUGAUAUUUCUGACUUAGGAUCUGCUAAGGAGGAAUUGCCAUCAGCCAAAGCAGAAGUACAAGUCGGAACUAAACCUCCUCAGGAACCUUCCGCUUUUGAAAAAAGUCAGUCUGUUAUUCCUGUCACAACAUCUACACCAGUUCUUCCUGUAACUCAAUCCACAGAUGAAAAGGAACUUCGGGUGGUGUUAGACUGGCCAAGCUUCACUGCAAUGGAAACGAGUAAACUGGGAGAAGUAACAGGAGUUUCACUAGAUUCCACGGGGCAGGUUGUUGUGUUUCAUCGCGGCAGCAGAACGUGGAAUAAAAAUACAUUUGACUCUUCUCAUGUAUUUCAAAAUGCUGACAUUGAGGGUACCAUCAAAGAACACACCGUGUGGAUCAUAGACUCCUUGACUGGAAAAAUAAGGGGAUUUUGGGGCAAAGACAUGUUUUUCUUACCUCAUGGUUUGACAGUUGACCAUGAAGAUAAUCUGUGGCUGACCGAUGUAGGAAGUCAUCAGGUUUUCAAGUUUUCGCCUCUUGGAAGGAGUACUAAGCUCAUGUUGUCGUUGGGGGACAAAUUGGUACCAGGCUCUGAUAGAUCCAGAUUCUGCCAACCUACCUCUGUGGCUGUGGACAGAAAUGGAGAGUUCUUUGUUGCAGAUGGGUACUGCAACUCUCGUAUUCUAAAGUUCUCUGCUGAUGGAAAGCUGUUGAGUUCAUGGGGGGAAAGGUCCCUUUCUGGUCCAGGUCUUCCUGCCCUAGGUUCAUUAUUAAUCCCACACAGUCUCUCCUUGGAUCAGUCAAGUCACACGCUGUAUGUUGCCGAUAGGGAGAAUGGCCGUGUUCAAUCGAUUAGCUCUAUCUCUGGGACCUUUGUCGAUGAAAUAAUUCUGCCAGAGUUUGGGGGAAAGGUUUUUGCCGUGGAUUACAGCGUCAGUAAACAGGGUGGAGUCCUACACGUUGUCAGUGGACGAAGUCAGAUAAAAGGAGUCCAAAAUGUUCCGGUUCAGGGAUUCACAAUCAGAGUCGCUGACAAAGUCAUAUUACAGACAUGGCCUUCUGACGAAGAACAGGCCUUAGUCUAUCCUCAUGAUGUGGCAUCCUCUGUCGAUGGAAGUGAUGUCUAUGUGGUAGAGAUUAGUCCCAGUAGAAUUUUGAAACUAUCGUCAAAACGUCAAGUCGAUUCUUUCAGUAACAAGACUUCAACUACUCCAUUGAAUAUUGAACCCGCUAAAACAGGUGAUCGUGUGGUCAGUCAAGGCAGUCACUCUAUUCCAGGGAAAAGUAUAGACGAAUUUAAUCCCCAGCAGGGAGAGAGUGAAAAUACGUCCCCAAAAGGCAAGUCAACUCACCGAGCGUCUGCCGAUCCAGAUCAACUAAAGAAAUAUGGAAAGGACCCUUCACUUCCCUCUGUUUCAAGUACUGGUACCAUUGGGCAGUCCAGUCCAAACCCAACUGAAACAGUUACUGUGAAAAACAAUUCUGCUAGUGGACCGCAAGACGACACUUCGAGCAGUGACAGCAAUGUUGACAUAACUGCUGGUAUCAUUCCCGCUCUCAUCAUCCUGUCAGUCCUAGCAGUUCCUAUUGUAUUUCUGCUCCUUAUCAGUAUAACCCUACGCGUGCGUGCCUACCGCAGAGACAAGCGCAACCAAAUGAGCGAUUUCCAUGGAGGCCGGAAAGAUUUUUCAGUGGGUAGGACAAGGGGAUGGUGGUCUUACAUGAACUGCUUUGACAGGCAAAAGUACAAAUUCAACCGAGUUACUUUGCAGGACUUUUACAGUGAUUCUGAUAGUGAUGGGGUCUGAAUCUGAAGAAGAUAGCUCUGAACUGAGCGAACGAGGAGUUUUUGAUUGCUAGUGAAAGACUUUGUUACCAAAAUGAUCAUGAUAAUUAGGCAUAACGGAAUAUUUUUAAAAAUUUACACGUUUAUGGGAGAGAAACAAGCACAAAAAUUAUCAGUGAGACCACUCUACCGCUAUUCUUGACUCUGAUCCGUGCAAUAGACUAAUACCCAGUCCACAAUGGUCCAGUAAAUUAUUAUCUGUAAGGAUGGUUAUAUGUGGCCUCUAAAUAGUACAACUUAUGUGUGCUUAUGAUCUAAAAAAUCUUCAUUGAAAUGACUUCCUAAGAAAUGAGCACAAUCCCCUUGUGUUUGGUAAUACAUAAUUUUUUAAUUGCUUUUUGGUGAUUUAGUAUUGUUGUAUUAGAGUCUCUUUACACGAUCAGGCUAGUUACUUAACCCGGAUUGAAUCACCACGAAGGGUAACCCUUCAGCAGCUAAAUAUUUUGUUUUGAGUAAGACCUCGGGCCGAGCCGGCCCUCUGUCGAAACCUGGGAUGAGCCGGUUUGUGGGGUUGAAGAAAUGUCCUAAUAUUUUGUUGUAGAUAUUGGCUCAAACGCCAUCUUAGUAGACACUUAAAACCAAACACCCAUUUCUGUUUCGUCUCUGUUGUUAUUUCUACAUCAUGACUUACCAUUAUUCGGUUACACCUGACCUUUUUGUCUCUCCCUUGAAGUCCAUGUCAUGAGGUUUUUCGUUGGUAUAAAGGUUGAGGCGGGUUAGUUUCCAUCAAACCAUAUUCUGGUGCAGAUUGGCAGCCCGCGCUUGUGUCAUAGGUUCACAUUCAACCGACUCUUUAUUAUGAUUCAACCCAGGUUCGUGUAAAAAAGGUCCUAAGCCAUGGUGUUUGCUAUUUGAUGCAUGCGAUGGAUUUCAUGAAAACUGCAUUAAAAGGGUCAGAAUAAUUCAAAAUUAAGAGAACAAACAAUCGAUAACUUGGAAACGCGAGCUUAGGAACAUUUAUGGUAUUGCUUACUUUUAUUGCAAGAUUUUCGAAGGUGUCCUUGUACCUUGUUAACUCGCCUUAACCUGGAAAGAAAGGUUUUAAAGUAUCAUACAUGUAGAUAUGUAUUUUUUUUAAAUAAAAGAUUAUGCAAAUUUA